Alternaria ethzedia is the source of this 474-nucleotide messenger RNA. RefSeq lists its product as uncharacterized. NCBI's taxonomy places the organism in Eukaryota, Fungi, Ascomycota, Dothideomycetes, Pleosporales, Pleosporaceae. The record is from RefSeq and is a predicted model, not a curated record. The coding region runs from base 1 to 474 and encodes 157 amino acids. The transcript is spliced from 3 exons.
AUGUGGGACUUGUACACCAAGCAGGAGGUGGCUACAUUCCAGCUAGGCUGGUUCCUGUGCGACUGUCCGGGCGCGCAAAAUGUUCUCCACGGAGCCUGGGGUACUAUAGCGUUGGACACACGAUCCGCAUACGAGUUACCGUUGGACGAAGACAUGACUGCAAGCGACUUCCUAGAUGUGUCCGACCAGAAGAAACGUUUCAAAGUUUCCGAAACCACCUCUCAUCAAUAUCAUCCCGACACAGACGAAGAGGACAGUACAGAUGACGAAGAAAUCGAAGUAGUCAGCGAAGCGAACGAGACAGACAGCGACGAAGAAGAUAUUGAUCCGAAUCAUCAGCUUCUCGGGAUGACUUUUGAGGAGUUGGCUCAAUCUCCAGAGGGUAUUGCCACGUCAACCAAGAAAAACCCAAACAGGCCUGCAGCCUACAUCAACAUGAAAACCUACAAGAGAGGUGACCCAGCGUCGAUGUAG